AAUUUCUUAACCUGUUUUCACUUUGUCAUUAUGGGGUAUUGUGUUAAUUUUAGAAAAAGGCUGUAACGUAACAAAAUGGGAAAAGUCAAGGGGUCUGAAUACUUUCCGAAUGCACUGUACAUACCAGGGCUACAGUGUCAUUACCAUGGAAAUACAACUAUAUCUAUAUGGCUUACAGCAUGAAACCAGAGUAAAAUUAUUUCCACCAGUUGGGACCGGCAGGGGCGAACUAGCAUUUGGCUCAAAUGCCAGAUGGGCUGGUCCACUGGGCCUGUCUAACUAGUACAUUUUUUUUGUUUGCAAAAUUAUCAUUACUUGGCUUAUAAUGGGGACCUCAAGGAAAAAAUGGGCUGGUGGGAGGGCCUUGGAUAAUAGGCCGAUGUGUCAGAAAUGCCAGUCCGCCCCUGGGGACCGGUAUUUGUAAGAGCUUUUAUACACUGAACACUAAUUGUUUUAUUACUUUUAGGAGAUAAAUCAUUGACAUAGCGUCAUUAAACGGCAUUCAGUGCUCCUUUUUUUUAUCUUCAUGUAGCCUACAGUAUAUUGUAUUGGAAUGAAGGGAUGAAAUGUGUGUUGUCUGCAGCUAGUUGUUGGUACAUUAACCCACCCUGGCUACUUUGAUGGUUUUCAAAGUGAAUGGACUAUUUUAUUUUAACUAAACCUAAACUAUGCUUUUCCUCUAGCUGGGCUUGCUGUUGGAUUCUUACUUUAAAUUGCAUUCCAAAUAGAUGGAUUUAUUGAUGAAAGAAUUGAUGUAUUAAUCAAUUAAUGUCUAUGUUAAGGCAAACAUACCGAAGUCGUUACUCUGUUUACAAGUCUGCUCUUCAGUCUGUAAACUGCCGCUCAACAUGUUGUAUACAGUACCAGUACAUUCUUUGUGAGGUAUUUUUUCAAUAUGUCAUUACAGAGUAUUUUGUGUAGAGGUGAGGGGGAUUUUUCUUAUUUUUUAUCCAUUUUGAAUUUAGGCUGCAACACAAUUUGUUUUUGUUAAGUCAAGUGGUAUGAAUCCUUUCUGAAGGCACUGUAGGUAACACAAGGCAAGUUUGAGGUCUGUGUUGGUCUAUACAGUUAUCGCUUUGUACAAUAAAACUAUUAUUAUGUAUACUGUUUAUUGUUGAAAUGACCAAUGGGUGGGUGCUGCACUCCCUUAAAGAAUGGAGUGCAGCAGACCACAACUCAUUCCAUGGGUGUUGGGUGAAGUGUGAUCGAUGGCACACAUGUUUACUACACUCUGACAGCCAUGUUAUUUGACCAAACAGGGUUGCCCUGGGCUUUCCUAGAGGCCAUAACAUUGUCCCAAAGUGCACUUUCACACCCCCCCCCCAUUAGGGAUUUAAAAGCAUUUGAUUGGUGGUUAUGAUGAGCACUGGCCGAAUGCAGCACCACCAACUCUUAGUGAAGUGGUACAUGGAGAACAGGAGUUCCAAAUCUUAGCCUUUUUUCAAUUGCGAAAUCUACCGCAAAGAGUUUUGUAAUCUGCCACAUCCCCUUUGAAUCAGCCAUUGUUUUCUCAUGUAGAAUAGCAUGCCCACAUUUAGAAACGAUAUGCAACUUAUCCUUUUAUAUAUAAAAUAUGUACCAUAACUAGCUACAUUUCUUUUGACCACUACACACAUGUAUUUUGGGGAUCUUCCUCUGUAAAUGUAACUUUCCCGAUGACAUGCUAGUGGGACAGGAGAGUCAUUUCAUACAAGCACAUAUGUUUUCUCUACUCAACUAACUUUGACCUUUUCCAAAAGGAGGCGAUGAGAGGACGCAAGGAAUAGAGCAAUCCAAUUGAGAUUCUCCCAGUGUGUUUAUGGUGGAGGAAAGCAUGAGACCUUCAAAGCCUUUGUGAAGGAAUGACUGACCCUUGGACCAAGGCCUGGUUAAAGCCUGUCUCUAACAAUGAUCAGCCAAUGAGAGAGCAGGGGAGCUGAAUGACCCAUGAGUUUAAUUACUGUAUCGGAUACCUGUGUCAAGUAUACGUAUGGACCUAUGUUAUGAUCAUUUGUGUGCCUAUAUGAAUGCAGCUUCUACAAUGUCACGGAGAUCUUGGAUUGAAGAUACCUUCUGCAAGAGAGCAUGUGGUAAAUUCAUCCCAGCAUGUCGAGACCUACACAGAUGUUUUCCAAUGUGUCAAGUAUGCCAAAACCUAAUAAGAUGCUGCUGUGGACGUCUGGUAGGGGAGCACACCUUGCUGGAGACUGGCCCUUCCAUGUCCAGCUGGCCUGGGCCUGGGACAGGGCAACAAGAGGAGUGGUCAGUGGAGUGCCACACACAAACCAGUGCCACCGAUGCCUACGGAACCAUUGACUUCCAGGACAGUGCUGGACGUAACUGCCAUGCCAAGUAUGUUCGUGUUGCGGUCGAUGCCAAGGCUGAGGCUCUGCUGCAGCUGAUGCGGAGUGAAUGGCAGAUGGAACGGCCUAAACUACUGCUGACGGUUCAUGGGGGGACAGAGAACUUCCCCCUCCCUCUCAAGGUUAGACAGGCCUUCAGCAAAGGCCUGAUCACAGCAGCCCAGAGCACUGGAGCCUGGAUACUCACAGACGGCAUCAACACAGGUGUGUCCCGGUACGUAGGGGAGGCUGUGAAAACAUAUGGCACCCAUGACCUCAGGAAGAGGAACGCUGUAGGGGUUACGCCUUGGGGUGUAAUUGACAAUCACAGUGACCUUAUAGGGAGAGAUGUGCUCAGGCCCUACCAGCCUCUGGGAAACCCCUUGAGUAAGAGGGUGUGUCUGAACGGCCUGCACUCCCACUUCCUGUUAGUGGACGAUGGAACUCUGGGAAAACAUGGCUGCCAGCUGGGACUGAGGAGGAAGCUGGAGAGGCACAUUCAACUGCAGAAGAUCCACCCUCGGUUUAACCAGGGUGUGCCAGUGGUGUGUGUGGUGGUGGAGGGCGGCCCUGACAUUGUGUCCAUGGUGCUGGAGUACUUGAGCAGUGUGCCCCCCGUGCCUGUGUUUGUCUUCGAGGGAUCAGGUCGGGCAGCUGACCUGCUGGCAUUCUUACACAAACAGACUGCUAUUGACAGACAGCUGGACACAGACAUCCAGGAGGACUUCCUGCUGAGGAUAGGGGGCAUGUUUGGUCUGGAGAGAGCAGACGCCAGCCAGCUCUACAACCUUCUGAUGGAGUGUAUGGACUACAGACAGUCUAUCACAAUCUUCGACUCGGAAUCUGAGGAUCAACAGGAGGCAGACUGUGCCAUUUUGACGGCCACACUGAAAGGCACCAAGGCGUCUCCUGGGGAACAGCUCAGUACAGCUCUGGCAUGGGACCGAGCAGACAUAGCUAAAAAACACAUCCUUGUGUAUGGCCAGCACUGGCAGGUAGGCUCGUUGGAGCAGGCCAUGCUGGAUGCUCUGGUUAUGGACCGGGUCGGCUUUGUCAAACUGCUGAUCGACAACGGUAUGACCAUGAACCGCUUUCUGACCGUGUCACGCCUGGAAGAACUCUAUAACACGCAGCAGGGACCAACAGACAAUUUUCUCCAUCUUCUCGUGGAAGAUGUGAAACAGACCCAUAUACCUAAAGGAUACAGAGUCUCCCUCAUAGAUGUGGGGCAGGUAAUCGAGUAUCUGAUAGGAGGAGCCUAUCGGAGCACAUACACACGGAAACACUUCCGGGCACACUAUAACCUCCUAUAUGCCCAUUGCAAGGAGACUGGACGGGAUAGUUCAGGACCCCUUAACAAAAAGAGGAGGGCAGACUGCACCCUGCGCCCGCACCAAAGCCCAAACAGUAGUCCUUCAAGGCCACCCUUCUUCCGCACUGCUCAGCCCUAUAAACGCAAGGAAAGAUCCAUGGUGCUCAGGGACCUGAAGGUGGCCCAGCAGCAGAGCUCCGAGCUGGGUGACUCUCCACUGUUUGUUUACAACUUCAAUGACCUGUUUGUGUGGGCUGUGCUGCAGAGGCGGCAGCAGAUGGCGCUGUUCCUGUGGCAGCACGGGGAGGAGGCCAUGGCCCGGGCUACAGUGGCCUGUAAACUGUACCGUGCCAUGGCCUACGAGUUUCGGCAGAGUAACAUGGAUGACACCACAGGGGAGCAGCUCAAAACCUACUCUAUGGACUUUGGUCAGCUGGCGGUGGACGUGCUGGACCGUGCCUUCAGACAGAACGAGCGCAUGGCCAUGAAACUGCUGACUUCGGAGAUGGAGGCCUGGAGCCACUUCACCUGUCUGCAGAUGGCUGUGUCCUCCCGGCUCCGCCCCUUCGUCUCCCACUCCUGCACCCAGAUGCUGCUCACCGACCUGUGGACCGGCCGCCUCAACAUGAGGAAGAACUCCUGGUUUAAGAUCAUCCUGAGCAUCCUCAUGCCCCCUGCCAUCCUGCUAUUGGAGUUUAAGAGCCAGGCAGAGAUGUCCCAUGUCCCCCAGUCCCAGGAGGCUUUGCAGUUUGGUUGGGACACGGGAAGACCAGAGGCAGCCCAGGAGGGGGGGCAUACGGAUGGCCAGGAUGCGGAGAAGGGAUCAGCGUGGUGGGAGAGUUGCUCAGCCCCCGAAGCUGACACAAUCACACCUGUUACCACCCAGUGUUUCUUCUGGACCACGAGGCUGUACGAUUUCUACACCGCUCCUGUCGUCAAGUUCUGGUUCCACACGAUGUCCUACCUGGCCUUUCUCAUGCUGUUCUCCUACACUGUUCUGGUAAAGAUGGAGGACCGGCCCAGCACUCAGGAGUGGCUGGUCAUUGCGUAUAUUAUAUCCACUGCUGUGGAGAAAACAAGAGAGGUGUUCAUGUCAGUGCCGAGGAAACCCAGUCAAAAGCUGAAGGUGUGGUUUGGAGAGUACUGGAAUGUGACUGACUUCCUGGCCAUCGUCCUCUUCCUGGUGGGGCUGGGGCUACGCUGGGACAGCGGGUCCUACCGGACUGCCGGGCGGAUCACCUACUGCCUGGACAUCAUCUUCUGGUAUGUUCGGGUGCUGGACCUGCUGGCCGUCAACCAGCAUGCCGGGGCCUACCUCACCAUGAUCACCAAGAUGACUAGUAACAUGUUCUACAUUGUGGUGAUGAUGGCGAUUGUGCUGCUGAGUUUCGGCGUGUCCAGGAAGGCCAUCUUGUCUCCAGACGAAGCUCUGUCAUGGAGCCUGCUCAGAGAUGUAGUCAACCAGCCGUACUGGAUGAUGUUUGGAGAAGUGUACGCAGGCGAAAUAGACACCUGUGCAGGUGACACGCCGUGUGUCCCCGGUGCCUUCCUCACCCCCUUCCUCCAGGCCGUCUACCUCUUCUUCCAGUACAUCAUCAUGGUCAACAUCCUCAUUGCCUUCUUCAACAAUGUCUACUUUGACAUGAGGUCCAUAUCCAAUAAGCUGUGGAAGUACAACCGCUACCGUUACAUCAUGACCUAUCAGGAGAAGCCGUGGCUGCCCCCGCCCCUCAUCAUCCUGAGUCACAUGACCCUGUGUGUGACUGCCAUUUACCAGAAACACAGAGGCUUGUCCGAGCAGGAGACGGACUCCUGUGGGCUUAAGCUUUACCUGGGCCAAGAGGAGCUGAAGAGGCUGCAUGAGUUUGAGGAGAGGUGUUUGGUGUCGUAUUUCCACGAGAAAAACCAAGAUGUUCUCUGCAGCCAGAUAAACAGGGUACGAGCCACUGCAGAAAGGGCUGAGGAGAUGGGUGUGGUUAUGGGCGAGGUGUCGGACAGGGUCCACUUCAUCCAGGAUACCCUGCAGGUGUUGGACAGCCAGCUGGGUCAGCUGCAGGACCUGUCCGCCCUGGCCGUGGACACUCUCACCCUCCUAUCGGCCUCCGAUAGCCUGCAGCAGGAGGAGGCCCGCCUAGGCCACUGUCGGCCAAUCACCACCUCCCGUCACCAUGUUCCCCACAGCUGGACCCUCCCCCACGGAGGUGGAGGCAGUGUUGACAUCAUGCCCUGCCACACCCCUAGGGCCUACCGCAGCACACCACCCUCCCUGCUGUGGGGCCACACCUCCUCCCGCAGCCAACGCCCGUCACUGGAGUGGCACACUGGGGCCUGGGGGGGCGGCGACCAUGGAGGGCAGGGGGCUGGUGAGUCGUGUGUGCCUUCCCGCUGUGGCUCUCCUCCGUACCCUUCGGCCUUGGCUAUAGACAGUUCUCUGGAACCCCCGCACGGCAAACCCAGGGUCUGCUGUGACCCUGAGAUGUCCAUGGAAAAGGAAGGGGAGGAGUUUGGGAAGUCCUUUGAUGUGAAUGUGUCCAGGGCCUCUAGUCAUGCCUUCCUGUUGUCGGACACCCAGGAUGAGAGAGGCUGUGGGGCCAGGGGUUUGGUGAACCCCGCCUUCUGUAAGGACGACGACCCUGGGGCAGUUCACUCCAGACGGGGCCAGUGGGGCAGGAAGCGUCCUCACCGGUGGGCGGGUCUGUCCAGGGACCGGCCCUACAGUCACAGCCGCUCUCUCUCCUCUAGCAUGGAGAACAUGGCUCUCUCUGGUGUCCCCCUGAGCCAGCUACGAGCCUCCUUCCCCGCUCUCGAUUGCCUGUCGGAGGGGGGAAGAUUCACAGCUGACAUACCCCUUGGCUGCAGUAAAAGCAGAGAGUGGUCCAACUGGUUUGAUCUGGCAGUGACCUCAGGGAGCAGAGAGAGGUGUCAGGGCAGGAAGACAGUCAAGAUCCUGGAGGAGAGUUCUUCAGACGCUGGGAAAGAGGUGGACUCAUACCUCUCCGACGUGUGCAGAAAGAGGAGGCGCAGGGGAGGAGAGCCUGUGUGCUGGUCUGCCUCUGCCAGCCCCAACCCUCUCAAUUCUGAACCCAUGGAUUCGUUGCAGAAAGUAGCUUUUUCACGUCAGCAGGACUCCAGUCAGUCCGUGUGGACCAGCAGGGCCUGCUCUGUCAGCUGCAGAUCCUCAGUGCGAAGUGGGAUCGCACGUGAAGAAGACCUGGACCCACACUACACAGCCAUGGAAAGGAACAACCUGAUGAGGCUUGCUCACACCAUACCUUUCACACCUGUCUCCAUAAUGGCGGGAGAGGAGGUGAGUGUCUACACCCUGGAGGAGGUUGAAGCUGCAGGCCCGGAGUCCUCCAUACCCUACUGGUCAUCCAAGGGGCUGUCUGCUGUGCUGCAGCCGCUGUCCAGCGAGGGCUGUCUAGAUGGGGGGCUGCGCAGGGCCAUGCUCGUACUUUGCACCUGGGCCGAGAGGGAUGUCCUGAGGGUGGGCUGCGUGUAUUUGGUCAAAGCCAUCCAGCCCGAUGUGGUCUGCACCUGGCAGAGGGUCUUCCACAGCGACACCACCCUCCAACUCUGUCUGCGGGAGAUACAGCAACAGAGAGCUGCUCAGAAACUCAUGCAUGUGUUCAACCAAGUAAAACCAGAAAACAUGCCUCAUUCUCCAAGGUUCCUGGACAUGUCUCUUCUUCACUGGCACUCUGACGGCCAGUGGUUGACCAUCGAGAGGAACAUGACGGGAGAUUUCAGGAAGUACAAUAAUAACACAGGAGAGGAGAUCGCCCCCUGCUGUGGGAUGGAGGAAACGCUCCUGGCCUUCUCCCACUGGACCUACCAAUAUUCCUGCAGGGAACUGCUGGUGUUGGACUUACAGGGAGUGGGAUUGGAGCUUACAGACCCAUCGGUCAUCCGAGCAGAAGACACAAGCUCGAGUGAUGACAUGGUGUUUGGUCCUUCUAACCUGGGAGACGCUGCCAUCCACAGCUUUGUCAUCAAGCACACCUGCAACUCCUGCUGCGAGAACCUCGGACUCUCAGAUUUGAGGAGGAGCACAGACAUCCACGGGAAAACAGAACACAGGCCUUUUGAAAAGGAGAGUGGAUUGAUCAUGACUAGGAUGUAACCUCUGAUCCGGAAGCAGAAGUACGCCAUCCUAACCUCUGAUCCCAAAGCAGAAGUACGCCAUCCUAACCUCUGAUCCGGAAGCAGAAGUACGCCAUCCUAACCUCUGAUCCCGAAGCAGAAGUACGCCAUCCUAACCUCUGAUCCCGAAGCAGAAGUACGCCAUCCUAACCUCUGAUCCCGAAGCAGAAGUACGCCAUCCUAACCUCUGAUCCCGAAGCAGAAGUACGCCAUCCUAACCUCUGAUCCGGAAGCAGAAGUACGCCAUCCUAACCUCUGAUCCGGAAGCAGAAGUACGCCAUCCUAACCUCUGAUCCGGAAGCAGAAGUACGCCAUCCUAACCUCUGAUCCGGAAGCAGAAGUACGCCAUCCUAACCUCUGAUCCGGAAGCAGAAGUACGCCAUCCUAACCUCUGGUUCAGGUGGGAUGAAGUUGCCCUUAAAGCAUAGACACUGAUUUAAUGUCACUUUUGUGUUUUCCUCCCCAAAUGGUUAUGGUUAGGAUCUGGAGAAGCUAAGCGGAUCCAGAGGUGUACAAGGGUAACUUCUACCAGGAAGGAAAGCACUCACUUGGUUGGUUUGAAUGGAUAGUGUACAUUGUGUAGCUUUAUGUGGACUAAAUCUUGUGUUGGAUGUCUGGUAGGGCUUUUGUUGUAACAGCAGUUUACAUUGCAGAAGUCUCAGCAGCAAGCCAGAUGCUGUAGUCUUGCAUUCAUUCCGCCUAUGGAGUGCAUAGUGGAGGGAGGCCGCAGUGUCUGUUGUGCCACAGGUAACCUAUUAAUCAAUCAAACACUUUGCCUUAUUGUAAUGUUAUGUAUCAUUAGACAUGAUGCAGAGGGCAUCCUAGGAAGGUGUUUCCAUACACCAAGAUAUUUUGUUUGUUCUCUGUUCUGUUUAAAUGAACUCCUGGUUAAUUUUGAAAUGAGCACCACUUUUAUGAUCUUUUCAGCUAUUAUGGCAGCCAUUUUGAAUGUUCACAAUAACUCACCUUCCUUGUUAAGUUUCAAACGGGCAGACCUUCUGGGAUGUUUUCAGAUCCCCUGAGGAAUUGUUGUACCAAAUGUCAUGCUUAUAUCUGCUUCAAAAUGUUUCGUUU
Molecule: messenger RNA, 8850 nt
Organism: Oncorhynchus mykiss (rainbow trout)
Lineage: Eukaryota; Metazoa; Chordata; Actinopteri; Salmoniformes; Salmonidae
Source: RefSeq, a predicted model, not a curated record